Messenger RNA from Necator americanus (New World hookworm), 318 nucleotides. RefSeq lists its product as uncharacterized. Bases 1 to 318 code for a protein of 105 amino acids. Lineage: Eukaryota; Metazoa; Nematoda; Chromadorea; Rhabditida; Ancylostomatidae. The transcript has a single exon. The record is from RefSeq and is a predicted model, not a curated record.
AUGUCUCAAGAACUAGUGGACCAUGGACGAACAUCACAAGCAACUAGUUCAGCGGAUGGACAGCGUGAGGGCGGAACAACCGCCGGACCGUCAACGUUGCGUAGCGUGAAAAUCAAGGAACAGCCGAUGUCAAAGAUCAUGGUCAUCCUCGAACGAAAUGUCAUCACAUUGUUUCUGUUUCUCGUGAUUUUGCUUAGUUGUGGACGAGAUUUCUGCACUAUCAAAGAGAAAAAAAGAGACAUCAAUAAUCUCAUCCUUAACUCCUAUACAUUGAAUCCCACAAAGUUCAACCACGCUGCUCCGACUUUUCUUCGGUAA